UUGAAAACAGAAGCACAAGCGGCAACACCCGGCAAGAACCGAACCGAGAUGCGUGUUGUCGAAAUGGAUCAACGAAGAAUGCGUUUGUAGCGGUUAAAAUCCUCUUGGGUUAUAAACGACGGACAAUCCAGCUGCGUGGAGGAAGAUGAGCAGUUGCAGGACUGGUCUAGAAGGGAAAGCAGGCGUGAGGAGCCUGGUCAGGAGCAUGUCGUGGUUUCUACAGUAGUCGGUUCACUCACGAGGACGUGGGGGUGUGGAGGAACCGUCCCUCGUCGUCAAAACGACUGACUGGUCUACGUCAUGUGUUCGAGCAGAAGAGAGAGCGGGAGCAGAGGAAGAAGCUGCAGCACUUCCUGGGUGACCUGGCGUUACUGGGGUCAUUACAGGGCUUCAAGUACUUCCAGCCCUGGCUCCGAGGCAAAGAAGAGCUGCUGCUGACCGUCGUCAAUGAAGACCUGGGGUGGCGCUCCCCAGGCUUCAUGGUUUCCAGAGCAUCCUCCUACACAUCCGGCAGCAGCAGCUGCGACAGCAGCAGCACGUCCCCCAGCAGCAGCUCACCCAGCCUGGGCAGCCGCAGCAGCUCCCCCUUACCUGGAGAACCAUCGGACCCUCCGGCCUCUUACGCUCACUCACACACCAAGACGCCGCCGCUCACAAUAAGGAAGCCCACCAGCGAGGAGCAUCUCCUCCCAGCGUCCCCCAGUGAAAGAGAGAUCGCCGUGCCAGAGGUCAACUGCACUCUCUUCCUCUUGGCCGGAUACAUCAAGUACGGUCGCCCGCACGCGUGGAUUCGCUCCAACCACGAGCGCCUGGUCAACAUCGGCGGCACGGACUCCAUGGUCAAGGACACCCCCAUGAAACUGAAGUCCAUCUCAGACUGGCAAACUCGAGGUAUUCGUGUGUGGGACAUUAUCAACGAGCUGGUGUGUCUCUGCACCGUCCCUGCUCCUUCCAACCCGUUUGCCCUGGACAUGCGCUACAUUCAAAGUCUUCCAGUGACUGAGCGCUUCCUGGUCACAGGAGCGCUGCUCAACUUCCUGGAGAUGUAUGUGGUGUAUGGGAACCGUGAUGAGCUGCACUAUGAUAAAGUGCUGGAUGAGGUGAAGCCACUGAGGAGACUGCAUGUCCGUUCACUACUGGAGGUAGAACAGCAGGCUCUCGUGAAAAGAAGCGACCAGCAAGAUCAUUUAGCACUGAAGAAAACCUAAACAUGUUUGGAGUUCUUUUUCAUGACCCCAUCUUCAAUUUCCACUAUGAAGUCAUGCCCAAAGCUUAAGCCGAUUCCCACGUGCACCAGGUCCUGGAAGGCUCCCUGGGAAACAAGUCACAUGAUUGAGAUUAGAAAUGAAAACAUUUCUCAAUCCCCCGCCGCCUUCAAGUUGACAACCAAAAACAGCCCCAUUCAUCAUGCUCCUCUGGGGUCGGACACUAAAUAUUUGCCUCGUAAAAAGUCCCACUUGUGUGAAGAACAAGCCCAGAAGCCUCCAAAGCAUCUUGUAUAAAAAGCUUUAAUAGUUCAUAAAAUACAUAUUUAAGUAUGUACACAACGACACCAAAAACAUCACAAGGAUAAAAUAAAGCAGGCACUUCAACUGUGCUUUUGUAGUCGAUGAGAUGCAUCAUAAAUACAGUUUAAAAAAAAAAAAAAAGUAGUGGCGCCACUGUUGAAAGACGUGUUCCCCGUUUAAAAUCUAGAAUAUUCACCAUGGUCCUAACACACAAAUGGUAUUCCCGAGGUGAACCACGUGACGCCUGUAAACCGGUAGACAAGAAACUCUGCGAAGGAAGGCCGUCACACAAUAUGGCACUUGCUCGUCCGUUGAGUCUGCUUAAGCAUUCACAGCACAUUUUAUAGCUUCUGAACAAGUAAAGUGAAAAGCACACACCAGCCGCUGCUCACAAUGCAGUGUCACGUUUGGAAGCAGCAGGGGAGGAAGAGUCUCCAGCCCCUAGGUUGGAAUGCAGGUGCAUGGCCACAUAUUUCAUGUCGAGGGAACACAGCGUUCCUGUGUUCAGGACCGAAUCGCAGAGUCAUGGCUGGCCAUUUGUCCACGUGGAUGGAUGAGCGUGUAUUGACUUUGUUAUCAGAAGAGACCUCUUUGAUGUGCUCCAACUUCUCAAUGUGCUCCCAAGUGAGUGUCAGCGACGUUCAAUAAAGUGUUGCAGUUAGCUUCUGUGUGGGCUCUCAAUAAAAUCCUAACAGAGACGCACAUCUUCAGCCCUCUGCCAGAGGGGAACAUGAGCCGCCACGUGCGGUAAGGUUAAAAAGAUCACAUCAAAAUCUUGUGAAAGUAAGACUGCUGUCAUCUUUUUUCCAGUUCAGAGAACACAACGUGUCAAACAUACUGUCCUCAGCCAAGUCCCGAGUUCCGGUGACAGCUGUGCCUCUCCACCAUCAGCUGAGUCGGCGUCUGAAUGCCACCAAAAACUCCAGAGUCGUCCAGUCCCGUCUGUCCAUCCAGUCACAUCGGUGCCAGUGAGGUCGUCGUCAGUUGUCCGUUAUGAGUCAAAGCAGCAGCUCAGUUCCAGCUGUCUGAGGUCGAUCCUCUCCUGACCUUGAUGGGGCUCCGAGACACCGAGCCUCUUUUCUUCCAUCGAACUGCAACGUUAAAAAAAAAAAAAAAAGAAGAAAUUCUGGAUGAGACGAUGGAAUCGUUGAGACGCCUACAGACUGGGGAGUUUGAAUUUCUCACCUUUUCCUAGACUGGCAGGAAGUGUGGAGCUCUUGGUGUUGACCGGAGAGUUGAAGGACUCCUCCAAAGUUUUGGUCUUGACGUCCCCGGGCAGCGUGGCCAAGCCGUCCUGCUGCCAAUCGCUGAGCGCCCGCUGGAAGGAA
Molecule: messenger RNA, 2836 nt
Organism: Synchiropus splendidus (mandarinfish)
Lineage: Eukaryota; Metazoa; Chordata; Actinopteri; Syngnathiformes; Callionymidae
Exons: 8
Coding region: 480-1208 (242 amino acids)
Source: RefSeq, a predicted model, not a curated record